Molecule: messenger RNA, 1820 nt
Organism: Carica papaya (papaya)
Lineage: Eukaryota; Viridiplantae; Streptophyta; Magnoliopsida; Brassicales; Caricaceae
Source: RefSeq, a predicted model, not a curated record
CCAUAUGCGCAAUCUCCAACACACCCAUGAGAAACUUACAAUAUGGCAGAAACAUAAUUUCUUUGAUAAACCAAAGGGCAAAAUCGUCAAGCAAUUACCCAGUUCCACCAAGUCCAGAAGUCUGGGCUCCGUAUCACGGAGCAUCUUCUCUCAGCUUUCGUUGGGGCAUGUGGUCGAGCUGCGGCCAUUACAGAGGCUGAACAAGCUCAUUGCCUCAUCUUCAAACAUGGGUUAUAUGGAGAGACAACGCUGAUGACAUCCCUUCUCGACAUGUACUGUAAAUGCAAACACUUGCGUGAAGCUCGCAAGGUGUUCGAUGAAAUGCCCGAAAGAGAUGUCGUUGCGUUUAACAGCAUGAUUUCUGGGUUUUUUCGGUGUAAUUUAACAACAGAGGCAAUAGAAUUGUUUUAUAGUAUGUCUCUGCGCGAUGUGGGAUCCUGGAAUUCUUUGAUUUCCGGACUCGGUCAGAACUCAGAGGGGAGGGUUGCAUUGGUGUAUUUUGAGAAGAUGAGAUUGGAGGGAGUUGUAAUUGAUGUUGUGACCUUGGUGAGUGUUCUUUCGGUUUGUGCUGACAUUGCUGCAUUAAUUAGAGGUAAACAAGCUCAUGGGUUGGUGAUCAAAUUUGGAUUUCCUUCAUAUUUAGUUAUUGGCAAUGCCAUUGUUGACAUGUACGCCAAAUGCGGAUUCAUGGUGGAUGCGCAUCAAUGUUUCAGGAACAUGCCGAUCAGGAAUGUAAUUUCAUGGACUUCUCUAAUUGUGGGUUAUGGAAAACAUGGGCUGGGUAUUAAAGCUCUCGAGGCAUUUGAUGAGAUGGAAAUGGAGGGUAUUGUACCAAACAAGAUCACUUUCUUGGGUACUUUAUAUGCAUGUAGCCAUGCAGGAUUGGUGCAAGAAGGAUGGAGGAAUUUCAACAUUAUGGUACAUAAAAUACUCUAUGACACCCCUGAUGGAGCACUACACAUGCAUGGUGGAUCUACUUGGACGAGCUGGGUGCCUAACUGAGGCUUAUGAUUUCAUAAAGAAGAUGCCAGUGAAACCGGAUGCAAGGCUUUUGACAGCACUUCUUAGUUCAUGUUGCUCACAUGGGAAUGUGGAGCUUGCAAGGACUGUUGGAAGCCAACUACUUGAGCUAGAACCUGAUGAAGCAGGGGCUUACAUGCUGCUAUCCAACUUUUACGGACUUGUCCGGGACAUGGAUAGUGUUGCCAAUAUUAGGAGAGUGAUGUUGAACAGAGGAAUAAGAAAAGAAAAGGCAUAUACAUGGAUUGAGCUUGACACAAAAAUUCAUCGUUUUGAAUCAGGAGAUAGAUCUCAUCCCCUUAGCAAAGAGAUUUAUGGUUACUUAGAAAAUCUUGUUCAUAAGAUGAAGAAAAUUGGGUAUGUGCCAAACACAAGCAUGGUUAUGCAAAAUGUGGAAGAAGAUGUGAAGGAAGAAAUAGUUCUUGCUCACAGUGAGAAAUUGGCAAUUGCUCUUGGGCUUAUAUGUACACCCCCAGGAGCUCCUAUUUUGAUUGUUAAAAACCUUAGAAUAUGUGUAGACUGUCAUUUGGCAACUGGGUUGAUCUCAAAGAUCGAAAAGCGGGAGAUUGUGGCAAGGGAUUCAAAUAGAUUUCAUCAUUUUAAAGAUGGGGUUUGCUCUUGUGGAAAUCGCUGGUGAAUGGUGAAGACUAAAUUGGAGAUCAUUGCAAGUGGACUCUGGACUUACCUCUCCUGCCGAUAAGACAUCAAACCGACUUUCUAAUUUCCUAUUUCUUCACCUUCUUCAUCUUUGGAUUCUUCAUCUUCAUCCUCGGGACUCAAAAUAUCAAAUACAAAUGGCC